AUGCAAUUUUUCGAUGAUUUGCCUUUCCGUCCUCUGGACCUAAAUUUCGGUCCAGCAAUGCUUGCUAAGGAGGACAAGCAUCCCGACAAACUUGAUUUAUCACUGGGUGUUUAUCGUUCAGCUGAGGGGGAGCCCUUUAUGUUCGAUGUGGUUAAGGAGGUGAGGGCUCAAAUAGCCGGCAACCCAAAUCAGUUGGAGGAAUAUCUUUCCCUACUUGGAAACACACAAUUAUCUCAGGCUUCUAGGGACUUGUUGUUCAAGUGCAAGGACACCGACGAGGAAGAGUAUAAAAAGCUAUGUGAACGUAUAUGCUCAAUACACGCCGCUUCAGCAACCAACGGAAUAUUUAUAGGACUGUUGUUCCUGAAGUUUAACAUAAAGGACGCCAAUAGAGCCUUUACCAGUAGGCCUUGCUGGGUUGGAUAUCCGACCAUAGUCGACAACACUCGUCUUGAGUAUGGUGAAUAUCCGUACCUGAAUAAGGACUCAACCUUGGACAUGGAAGGAAUGCUUAGUUACUUCGAGACUCUACGCAGGGGCGACAUACUACUCCUUCAGGUUUCCGCACACAACCCCUGUGGAGUUGACCCGACAAAGGAGCAGUGGAAUCAAAUAGCCCAGGUGGUGAAAAGGAAGGAGCUCAUACCCUUCCUAGAUAUAGCCUACCAGGGCUACGCUUCCGGCGACUUGGAGGAGGACUCGUACGCCGUACGUCUUUUUGCGACCAUGGGCGUUGACUUCUUCGUCGCCCACUCCUUUUCAAAGAUGAUGACAGUGUACGCCGGCAGAGUGGGCUGCCUCCACCUCGUCAUGCACAGGAACGAUCUGGCUCUUAGGGAGAAGGUGCUGUCCAAUCUCAGACACAUAUGUAGAGGGGUUCACGGCACUCCAGUUCGUCUCUACUCUGAGGUUGUGCACAAGAUUGUGACUACGCCUUCGCUUAAGGAGCGGUGGCUUGUGGAACUAGGCAAGGCCUACAACCGCGUAAAGAGCGCCAGAGUCCAUCUUUACAACAAACUGAUAGAGCACAAGGUCGUUGGCAACUGGGACCACGUUUACAACCAGAAGGGCAUGUUCUGUUACCUGAACAUACCCGAGCACAAGGUCGACUUGCUCAGGACGCGCCACCAUAUAUACCUUAUAUCCAACUCUCGCCUAUGUGUGGCUCAGCUGAACGAAAAAAGAGCCGAAAGAGUCGCUCUCGCCCUUAAGGACGUUCUUGAGAACGAAUAA
Molecule: messenger RNA, 1233 nt
Organism: Theileria orientalis strain Shintoku
Lineage: Eukaryota; Apicomplexa; Aconoidasida; Piroplasmida; Theileriidae
Product: aspartate aminotransferase, cytoplasmic
Exons: 4
Coding region: 1-1233 (410 amino acids)
Biological process (GO): biosynthetic process; amino acid metabolic process
Molecular function (GO): pyridoxal phosphate binding; transaminase activity
Source: RefSeq, a predicted model, not a curated record